Prunus avium (sweet cherry) is the source of this 402-nucleotide messenger RNA. RefSeq lists its product as uncharacterized. NCBI's taxonomy places the organism in Eukaryota, Viridiplantae, Streptophyta, Magnoliopsida, Rosales, Rosaceae. Gene Ontology annotation, molecular function: RNA-DNA hybrid ribonuclease activity; nucleic acid binding. The record is from RefSeq and is a predicted model, not a curated record.
AUGGCUGGGCAGAUUGGCAUGGAGUACUGGCGCCAAAAUUCCAAGUGUGAGAAGGGCUUUGUUAUCCGUAACUUUGACGGCCAUGUCUUAUUGGCUGGAGCUAAGAACAUUGGUGACAACACUAUCUUGGUGGCUGAAUGUAUGUCUCUUCGAGAUGGCCUGGCGUAUGCUAUCCAUAGAGGCUGGCGCAAUAUUCUUGUGGAAGGGGAUUCUAAGCUCAUCAUUGAUUGUGCUAAUCAGGCUGCGGAUCCGCCUUGGAGUGUUUGUGCCUUAAUGAAGGAUAUAAAGCUUCUUAGUUCCCUUUGUGAUGCUCUGUCCUUUUCCCAUAUCUAUUGUGAGGCGAAUUUUUUAGCAGAUGCUGUUACUGGUUUGGGUCAUGGGCUGACCCCUUUCAAGUUGUAG